UUAACGAUGUUUAUCAUCAAGGUCAAAUGAGUUGACAGACGCUGACAAGCAACAGGAUAGAUAUUGCGUUAGUGCCUCCUGCCAGUCGUGGUCGACCUUUUUUAAAGCGUCCGUGGAAGUUGUGCGGUAUUGACAACCGCGCCCAGUUUUUUGUGUGUGUGUUUAGGUAAAGUUAUUCACCAUAGGCCUCUCCGAUACCGCGUUGAUGGACAUGGUUGUCUCAAAUCUUCAGCAACAGCGUUGUAUAACCGAGCAGCUUCGUCGCGAAGGUGCUAUCAAACGUAUGCCGGUGUCUUUGGCUGUCAAAGACAUCAUCAAAUAUAUCACCGAACAUGAACAGGAUGAUUGCCUUUUGGUUGGUUUUUCCAGUCAAAGGGUUAAUCCAUUUCGCGAAAAAACACCCUGUACACUGUUGUAAUUUGAUGUAAUCUCUGUGAAUAAGUAAGAUGUAAGCAUUCAAAAUUGUCAUAAUGUUAAAGCGAUGUAAGCCUGUUGUAUUGCUAUGUAAACUUUAGUUUUUCAUAUAUUCAAAUGAGUUACUUUAAAAGGUUUUGUAUAAGCACAUUCUUUUUUAUAACUGAUGUCCAUAAUUUAAGGUUUGGUUAUUGAUUCAUAUCCUGUUUAUACCCACUUCAUCAAUGGAGGUUGUUUAUGUACAAUGAUAAUAACACAGAUAACAAUUUUAUUGAAACACAUUGACUAAAUGUAUUUAAAAUACCGUAUACUGAAUAUAUGUGAUAGAUAUCAAUAAAAUUGUCCUCUCAUAAA
Molecule: messenger RNA, 768 nt
Organism: Aethina tumida (small hive beetle)
Lineage: Eukaryota; Metazoa; Arthropoda; Insecta; Coleoptera; Nitidulidae
Gene: Ggamma1
Product: guanine nucleotide-binding protein subunit gamma-1
Exons: 2
Coding region: 206-418 (70 amino acids)
Biological process (GO): G protein-coupled receptor signaling pathway
Cellular component (GO): heterotrimeric G-protein complex
Molecular function (GO): G-protein beta-subunit binding
Source: RefSeq, a predicted model, not a curated record